Molecule: messenger RNA, 1431 nt
Organism: Sesamum indicum (sesame)
Lineage: Eukaryota; Viridiplantae; Streptophyta; Magnoliopsida; Lamiales; Pedaliaceae
Product: putative 12-oxophytodienoate reductase 11
Molecular function (GO): FMN binding; oxidoreductase activity
Source: RefSeq, a predicted model, not a curated record
GCUGACCCCACUACCUACACGGCCAUCCCACCGUCAUUAUUGCCUUCUGCCACUUCAGCUGUACUGCAGAAGAUCUCCUCUCUAUAAAUACAAGCAAAGUUUCAGUGUGCUGGACGUAUCAUAUCCAUUCUCUUCGGCUGAACAGCAAGUGAAGCCACAAUUGUUUACUUGCUAACGAUGGGAAACAGAGCUCAUGAGGAGGGGCAAGAGAAGCAGCAGGUCCCACUUCUCACGCCUUACAAAAUGGGAGAGUUUCAGCUUUCUCAUAGAAUUGUUCUGGCACCAUUGACUAGGCAGAGAUCUUAUGGCAACAUUCCUCAGCCACAUGCUAUAUUGUAUUACUCCCAAAGAGCAACUCGAGGGGGUUUUAUCUUGACCGAAGCCACUGGAGUUUCUGAUACUGCACAAGGGUACCCAUAUACUCCAGGAAUCUGGACAAAGGAACAGGUCGAGGCAUGGAAACCCAUUGUAGAUGCAGUUCAUGCCAAAGGGGCAAUCUUCUUUUGCCAGAUUUGGCAUGUGGGCAGGGUUUCAAGCACAGUUUUCCAGCCAAAUGAGCAGGCUCCAGUAUCAUGUACAGAUAAAGGACUAGCUCCUCAAGUUCGAGCUAAUGGUGUGGAUGUUGCGCAAUUUUCUCCUCCACGACGACUGACAACAGAUGAAAUUCCACAAAUUGUCAAUGAUUUCAGACUUGCUGCAAGAAAUGCUAUAGAAGCUGGUUUUGAUGGGGUUGAGAUCCACGGUGCACAUGGUUAUCUGAUAGAUCAGUUUUUCAAGGAUCAAGUCAAUGACCGAACAGAUCAAUUUGGAGGGUCCCUGGAGAACCGAUGUCGAUUUGCUCUUGAAAUAGCUGAAGCUGUGACUAAUGAGGUAGGAGCUUACAGAGUCGGAAUGAGGCUCUCUCCUUUUGCAAAUUUUAUGGAAUGCGCUGACUCGAACCCUAAAGCCCUCGGCCUUUACAUGGCUGAGGCUUUAAACAAAUAUGGGCUUCUUUACUGCCACAUGGUUGAACCGAGGAUGAGAACUGUUAUGGAAAAAUCAGAAUGCCCUCAUAGUCUUCUGCCUAUGAGAAAGGCAUUUAAAGGUACUUUCAUUGCUGCUGGUGGUUACGACAGGGAAGACGGUAACAAAGCUAUAGCUGAAAACCGUGCUGAUCUUGUUGCAUACGGCCGUCAUUUCUUGGCUAAUCCAGAUUUACCAAAGAGAUUCGAGCUGAAUGCUCCCCUUAACAAAUAUAACAGGGAGACCUUUUACAUACCUGAUCCUGUUGUAGGCUAUACUGAUUAUCCGUUUCUUGAAGAAACUGCAUGAUUUCAGGGGAGAUAGAGUAACAGAUGAACUGCAAAUGUAAACAAGAAAUUCCUAUUUUUAGACCCUGUACUUUCUUAUCCUGAUUUAUUAAAUAAUGAGAUAUCCAGAAGAACUUAUAUA